AUGGACGUGCUGUCGAUGUCCUCUGAGGAGCUGCGAGCAGCGAUCGAUGUGCAACAGCGACAAAAGGAAGCGAAUGAAGCCAGGCGCAGAGAGCUCGAGGGCGAGACCCAAAAGGCCAGUGAGCGGAGGGAGCUUAGGAAACGGCUGCAUUCCAUGACUGUCUUGCGGGAGCUCUCAGAGAGAGACAUUGCAGUUGAAGCCGCAAAACGACGCCGUAUUGACCAUGAUGAGCAGGAAGCGGAUUCCACAUGUGAUCUUCCGCACCGUGUGCAGCCUGUGGAUGUGAGUGUUGGAUCAAGGUUCAAACUCGCGGACCUGGUUCAUAAAGCCGAGUAUGUGUGGAGAAUCGAAGGCUUUUCAUGGAUGAAAUGCGGGCUUGAGCAGGGGCCCGAUCCCAACGUGACCACCCGCUUUCUUCUUGGCGACGAGAUAAUAACCUUUCACUACAGCCCGUGGCCACACAGGCUUUUGCGCGAGCAGCAUCACGGGUCACUUGCCAUAGUACUGUAUACGAAGAAUCGUAUCGCGCUUCGGUAUCGCAUCUGCGCCAAGGCCCGGAACGGGGAGUUCGUGCAAUGGGGCGAGAAGCGUGAUGUCGUCCACGAAGGCUACGGUAAAGAACUUUGUGCUUAUGGCCCUGAUGUGCAUUCUCCGGGGGAUCAGCCUGCUUCACUGGGCAUCUUCGGGCUGAGCCAUGAAGAGCUGCUUCAGUCCGAGUGGGUGCAGGAGGACGCGCUCACGGUGAAGUUCGAAGUGGAAGUCCGCCCCAUGCAGCGUUUCGAGGAGUGCCGCUUGAGCCCCUCCGUGGAGAUCCCUGAGCCGACCAUCCUCCGAGACCUUGAGACGCUCUUGAAGGAAGGAACGUGCAGCGACGUGAGGUUCGUGGUGAAGGACGAGGUGAUCCCGGCUCACUCGCCGAUUCUUUGUGCACGAUCCGAGGUGUUCAGCAAGCAGCUUACAGCGGGCAUGCAAGAGUGCAUCUCGAAAGUCAUCGUGAUCGAAGAUUCUGAUGUCGCCACCUUUAAGGCUUUCCUGCAGUUUCUCUACACCGAUCGACUGCCGGAGGAGAUCCUUCCGAAGGGGAUUGGAACAAAUGCGAGAGAUCCGUGGCAGCUCCAGGCGCUCCUGGCCAUCAGCCACAAGUAUGAAGUAAAGCGACUUCAGCUAUGGUGUGAAGCGAAGCUUUCAGAGAACAUCAACACCUCACAGGUUUGCGGCGUCCUCUGCCAGGCGCACCUCUUGCAGGCGAAGCAGCUCGAGAAGGCGUGUCUCUCCUUCAUCAAAGACCGCGCAGACCAGGUUCUCACGCAGCCGGCCUACGUCGAGUUGGUCAAGAAGUGGCCUCAGAUCGGGGUGAAGGUCAGCCUCUUUUCAGCGGGGGUGUCCCACACGGAGUUGUUGAGAAUGGUGGAUGGCAUGGAAAAGCCACAGGAGCGAUCGCAGCAGGUGACCGAGUGA
Messenger RNA from Symbiodinium sp. CCMP2592, 1458 nucleotides. Lineage: Eukaryota; Dinophyceae; Suessiales; Symbiodiniaceae. The record is from the annotation of a GenBank genome assembly.